Prunus mume (Japanese apricot) is the source of this 1018-nucleotide messenger RNA. RefSeq lists its product as uncharacterized. The record is from RefSeq and is a predicted model, not a curated record. Lineage: Eukaryota; Viridiplantae; Streptophyta; Magnoliopsida; Rosales; Rosaceae.
CACAAAACAAGUUCUAAGAACUAUAAUUUCUGGCAGAAAUGAGAACCUCAGGACAGCUGAGGCAUUGCCCUGCAAUGUUUUAUGCCUUGGCAUUGUGCCUCUUGGCCACAAGUGCGCUUGCCACUACGCCUUAUACUUAUUCUUCACCACCUCCACCACCAAAGCACUUAGAGACCCCUCCAACCCAUUACAAGUCCCCCCCACCACCAAAGUAUGUAAAACAUCCACCACCUCCAUCACCAUCACCCCCGCCACCCUAUUAUAAGUCUCCACCACCGCCUUCUCAUUCGCCGCCUCCUCCUUAUGUGCACAAAUCUCCUCCACCACCCACUCACUCACCACCUCCACCAUAUGCUUACAAGUCACCACCUCCCCCUUCUAAAUCACCACCUCCUCCUUAUGUCCACAAAUCUCCUCCUUAUGUCCAUAAGUCACCACCUCCACCAUCAUAUUCUCCUCCACCUCCUUACAACUACAAGUCACCACCUCCACCAUCAUUCUCUCCUCCACCUCCUUACCACUACAAAUCACCACCUCCACCAUCACAUUCCCCUCCACCUCCUUACCACUACAAGUCACCACCACCACCAUCUCCAUCACCUCCCCCUCCAUACCACCACAACUCUCUUCCUCCUCCAGUGAAGUCACCUCCACCUCCCAAAUAUUACUACAGAUCACCUCCACCUCCAAAACACUACUAAGCUUCAUGGCUUUUUAGCGACUUGAACCAGUCCAAAUAAGUUCUUCGUUUCCAUGUUCCAGCGGUAUCACUUCUUUUUCUAGCUUUGUUCUAUUUGCAGACAAGUGUGUUUGGGAAUAAUAAAGGUCUGACAGAACCCUUCGUGUAUUCUGUCGUAAGAACUCACUGUAUCAAUUAGUUUUUUUUCCUUCCCCUUUUAAAGAAAUGAAAGCAAAGAGUGUUUCACAUACGUACUUGUUUUUAUGUAGUUCCUAUGCUAUUACAUAAGCCUUUUGGAUCAAUAAAAUUAUGUGUUUCUUCGUGGAAAAGUUAAAGUGC